Messenger RNA from Telopea speciosissima, 951 nucleotides. Its product is annotated as L10-interacting MYB domain-containing protein-like. Lineage: Eukaryota; Viridiplantae; Streptophyta; Magnoliopsida; Proteales; Proteaceae. Bases 7 to 933 code for a protein of 308 amino acids. The record is from RefSeq and is a predicted model, not a curated record. The transcript is spliced from 2 exons.
UUGUAGAUGGCUGAUCGGCCCAGGAGACAACAUUACAUGCAGGAGCAGUCAAGGGCCAAGUGGACAACAUCCCUUACUAAGACGCUUGUAGACUUAAUGGUUGAGCAGGCUCUGAAAGGGAGUAGGACUAAUAAUUCAUUCGGGAAGAAAGCAUGGAAGAACAUGUGUGAUGAAUUCUGUAAGAGAACAGGUCUUAAUUGGGGUAAGGAACAAUUGAAGAAUCGGUAUGGUGUUCUUAGGAGGCAAUAUAUUACUGUGAAGUCACUUCUCUAUCAAGGUGGUUUUAGUUGGAAUGAAUCCACCCAAAUUAUAACAGCCACAGAUGAAGUGUGGGAUAAAUACAUUCAGGCACACCCUGAUGCUGAGGCAAUUCGAAGCAAUGGUUGCCCAAUUUACAAACAGCUUUGCACAGUGUUCUCUGAUUCAGGGUCUAAUGGGAAUCAUCAUGCUGAGAGUGAGAUGAAUGAAGGGAUUCCUAGAUUGCUAUGUAUAGAAACUCCGACCAUGUCCAUGGAUCCUGGUGCACCAUCAAAUGUUGCAGCCGAUGAGUCUUCCUCACCCAUUGAAGAUGAAGAUAUAAAUAUAUCAAAUGGACAACACAAACAUGAAUCAAUGACGCCACCCAGUUCAGGUCAUCAACAGAAAAGAAGCCGCAGGGGAAUUGAAAGUGUAAUGGCUGAAGCUAUAAUAGAUAUGGCUGCUGCCUCAAGGUGGAGGACAGCUACAGUGACGCAGAGCACCGACUGUUUUUCUAUAACCAAUUGCAUCAAAGCAUUAGAUGAGAUGGAAGGACUUGAAGAGCGAAUCUAUUUUGCUGCUUUGGAUUUAUUUGAUAGUUCCACCGCUAGAGAAAUAUUCUUGUCUCUCAGAAGUGACAGACGAUUGACAUGGCUGAAGAGCAAGUGCUGUGGUCACAGGGUGAUGGAGGACUGAGCUUCUGCUGAACUGUAU